Messenger RNA from Geodia barretti, 522 nucleotides. The record is from the annotation of a GenBank genome assembly. NCBI's taxonomy places the organism in Eukaryota, Metazoa, Porifera, Demospongiae, Tetractinellida, Geodiidae.
GUUGCCUUACCUCCGAGCGACGUCGUGGUGGUGCAACAGACUACAACUAGCAUUCUGGUGUCUUGGAUUCAGUCCAGUGUUGCAACUGGCUACAGGAUACACUACAAUAGUAGUGAAGGAAACCAGGGCAGCAAGACUGUUAGUGGUGGCUUUACCAACAGCUACACACUGACUAGCCUACAAAAUGGAGUCAUCUACACUGUAUCUGUACUAGCAACAUCUGAACACGUUUCUAGUGAGAGUGUCAGAGCACCACACGAUGUUGGCUUAGUUCCUGGCCAGCCAACAAUUGGCACAGAAACUGGCACUACUUUCAUUUUACUCUCUUGGAGUUUUCCUAGCGGGUCUGUGGUUACUAGAACAUUUGUAGAAUGGUCCUCAAACCAGUGCCCUGCCAACACUCUUGGUGGCAACACCACCAUUACUGAUGUUUCUACGAGUUACACCAUAUCACAUCUGAUACCUGGCACCAGUUACAAUGUGUCUCUCGUGGCCAGCAAUUAUGCUGGUACUUCAUCAAGU